UCAUCUUAUCUUUGAUUUGCUCAAUUCGACAUUGUUGGGUGUUGAGUGUAUUUCUGUAAAUUUUUGUUUUGUAUUCAAUUGUGUUGUUGAUAGUUGAUGCGAGUUGGGAAACAUCUCCAUUGUGGGAAAGGAGAAACUAAAUUGGAGGAAUCGUAUUUAACCAAAGACCUAGCCUAUCAAUUGUAGUUUUUACAGAUAAAACAUUCAUAUCUGAAAAUAACUUCGGCCAUGGAUGAUGAAGACGUGGGACAGAUGCUGGAAGGGAUUGAGAAGAUCGCUCAAUGCCCAGUCUGCUUGGACAUUGCCAAGGGUCCAGUGGCGCAAUGCAGCAAUGGUCAUAUCACCUGUGGGAAAUGCAGGGAACCUCUGGAAGAAUGUUCUAUCUGCCGAGGACCAUUUAUUGCUACCAUCAGUAGGAUUCUCGAAGAGCUUUUGACCUUUUUGCCUAAAAACUGUCCAUACACAGACAAAGGGUGUGGUGCUGUUAGUCUCCUUGAUAAUCACAGCCAGUACUGCGAGUUCAGACCAAUCAAGUGUUUGGUGGGAGAGGACAAGACGUGCCAAUGGACUGGCACUAUCAAUGAUUGGAGAGAACAUGUAAAAGGCGAACACGAGAAUUACGUCUUAGAGCCCAGAGGAUUCAACCAGCCUGUCACUCUACUGUUCAAUGACAUCAAAGCUAAUUGGAAAGCGUGCUGCUACUACCAGGAAGUAGAAGGAGAGCUGUUUUUAUACUACGUGUGGAAGGAUGGGAACAAAUUCUGCCACACUCUGAAACACGUUCAGUGCAAGAAAGCCAAACAAGAGUUUUACUACAAAGUCAAGUUUUUCAGUCAGGAACAACUAUUUUACAAAAGCUUGAUACCAUCGACAACAUUCAAGGAAGACAUACCCUUGGAAGUAAACCCUGUUGUUUUCCUUAUGGCGGAUUUGAACCCCAUAAUCAAAGCAGACGGAACAAUCAGUGUGGACGUUGAGGCGGUACAGUUAGAUUUGCCCAAGAAAGAAUAAGAUUUAUGACAAGGUACGAAAUGAUCUUUAUGAACACUUAACCCUGAUCCAGAUGUCUCAUGUUAUAAUAAUCAGCUAAGUUAUUGCUGAUAUCAAGCAAGCUGCAAGGGUGAGCAGUGUGUUACACUUAUGUGUGUUUUAUACUCAUUUUAAAUAGAUUCACAUGAUAUGAAAUAUUACUAAGUUAUAAGUUGACAUGCUAAUAAAAAUUAGUUUUUGUGUAAAUGUGAAAUGGCACAUUGUUAGUAUUAACUUGUAGCUUAAGGACCUAGAACUGAUACUCUUGAAAGUGUGUUUUAAACAUAGUAGUUUUCUUUUAGAGAAAGGUAACUUAAAUUUAAUUUUCAUAUUUAAGUAUGUUUUUAUUUUUUAAUUUUCAUUGGCAGGUAAUAAUUAAGCAAUUUAUGAAACUUUAAUACAGCUCAAAGUGUUUUUAGAAAGUACUCGCUAGUUUUAGUGCCAGGUGUAAUGUUUUAAAUAAGUAUUCUCUAGUUUUCAAAUAAAUUUUUAUUGGACUACUAGUGAGUGUGUGGCUAAAACAUUUCCAUUGACUGUACGUUCAAUUUGAAAAUGUUUUACAUGUGGUUAGUUCCUAAGUCUUGGCGUUAACAAAAAGGAGAACAUUUAUUAUUUUGAAGAGCAAAGAUUUUUAAGUUUUUUUCUUGACUGUAUUGACAUUAGGUUUUUAGAAACUUGUACUUUCAAUGUAGUUAUUAUAUGUUUACCUAAUAUAACAAAAAUAUUGUAAACUCAAUAUGCUCUAGUAAAAUAAGGGACAAUUAACGUGUAUCAGUGUUUCAGCAAAUUUAUAGUAGGCUACCUAAUAAAUAUUUAA
This is a messenger RNA of Macrosteles quadrilineatus (aster leafhopper), 1846 nucleotides long. RefSeq names its product E3 ubiquitin-protein ligase siah-1-like. Gene Ontology annotation, biological process: proteasome-mediated ubiquitin-dependent protein catabolic process; multicellular organism development. The record is from RefSeq and is a predicted model, not a curated record. Bases 229 to 1011 code for a protein of 260 amino acids. NCBI's taxonomy places the organism in Eukaryota, Metazoa, Arthropoda, Insecta, Hemiptera, Cicadellidae. Gene Ontology annotation, molecular function: zinc ion binding; ubiquitin conjugating enzyme binding; ubiquitin protein ligase activity. The transcript is spliced from 2 exons. Gene Ontology annotation, cellular component: cytoplasm.